AUGCCGGCACUACGAAUGUUAGCGCGACAGCAAAUGGCACCGCCGCCGGACAACGCAUACUGCCAGGAAAACAACAAGGCGGAGAUAUUAGGCGUUACUGGCGCCUUCUUCACAGCCGGCAUCAUCAUCGUGGGACUACGAAUGAGUGUAAGGGCCAUUAUGAUCAAAUCGAUCGGGGCGGAUGACUACGUGAUGCUCUCCGCAUUGAUCAUGGCGAUGGCGACGUUCAUCUCGUUCGUCUAUGAGACAAAGUACGCCAUCGGGAAGCAUACUCAGUGCAUAGCAAUGGACGACUAUGAAAUGUACGCAAAGUGGCAAUACUAUCACUCGUUAUGGGUGAUGAUAGGAGUGGUCUUGGUCAAGAUAUCGAUUGCGCUCUUUCUCAUGCGCUUGGUGCCGCCAGGAAAGAAGUGGAAGCGCUUUCUUUGGGGCUCUAUAGUGUUCCUCGUCUGCUUCUGCCUCUCCUGCAUGGGGACGUUGAUCUGGAACUGUACUCCAAUUGCGGCAUCCUGGGACUUUGAGCUGCGAGCCAAGCCGAGCACGCGCUGCUUCUCGAACGACACCUUCACCGCGAUCGGUCUUUACAACAGCUCGGUCAACUGUGCCACCGACUUCCUUUUCGCCAUCUUGCCAAUCCCCAUCAUCGUCAAACUCCAGGUCAAUCGACGCACGAAGAUGACAUUGGGAAUCAUUUUGAGCUUGGGCUACUUUGCGUGUGCGGCGGGAAUCGUAAAGGCAGUCAAGCAACAUCAAUUCUUCGACGAGACGGAUCCGACAUGGCACAACGACUUCAAUGUCUGGAACAUGAUUGAGCUCUGCGUCGGAAUGAUAGCCGCGUCACUGCCGACCCUUCGCCCUCUCUUCGCAAAGAUUCUCGAAACCACCAAGACAGCGCUCAGCUCGAGCAGAGAAAAUAGUGGCAACCGCACAGCAAUAGGAGGCUCAUCAGGCUAUCGUCGUCAGCGGGAUGUCGAUGGCGACAUCAAGAUGGACGAUUGGAAGGACUUCAGCAACAGCACCGGUACAGCUACGUUCUCGACUGUCAAGACCGCGGUGGGAACGGAGCCUGACAUGCACCAGCACCAGGCGUCCACGUCAAAGAAUGCUAGGCACACGCUGGCGAUGACUGAUGCACGAGAUCCGAACGAUGACGGGAGUUGGGAGGAUAUUGAAGUGUUGAGAAGUCAGAGCGAGGAGACGCUGAAUCGACCCGCGGGGAUUCACAAGACUACGUCGAUUAUGAGAAGCUGUGAGCAGGUGCAGCCUGGCAGGAGGUUUUGA
Molecule: messenger RNA, 1281 nt
Organism: Zasmidium cellare ATCC 36951
Lineage: Eukaryota; Fungi; Ascomycota; Dothideomycetes; Mycosphaerellales; Mycosphaerellaceae
Exons: 2
Coding region: 1-1281 (426 amino acids)
Source: RefSeq, a predicted model, not a curated record